GUGUAUCUUUAGAAUUACGAAUAUAGUCAUAAAAACAUGGCGCUGUGUUAUACGAGGUUAUUCUGCCGGCGAAGCAUUGAUCCUCGUACUUUUCGAAAUUUAUACACUUGCAGCUCACGAAAUGUCGCUGUUUCAAAACCGCAGCUUAUGUCAAGUCCAGUUUGUGAAUCUCAUGACGAAAAAAAUAUGCGCCUGAAGAGACCUUUGUCACCACAUUUAAGUAUUUAUCAAAUUCAAUUAACAGCAGCUCUUUCGGUUUCACAUCGUACAACAGGCAUUAUACUAUCAAGUUAUGCAAUGUUACUUGGUUUAGGAACUUUACUUAUCCCAGGAGGUAUUCCUUGUCUCAUAGAAAUGACUGCAGAUUUAGGUUUGUCUGCUCCUAUUCUUAUUUUGGGGAAAACUUUACUUGCUCUGCCUGCUACAUAUCAUACAUUUAAUGGACUACGUCACUUGGCUUGGGAUUUGGGAAUGUUCCUCACAAUUAAGGAAGUAUAUAGUACUGGUUAUGCAGUAUCUAUAUUAGCAGCAGUAUCUGCUCUUGCUCUUGCAACAUUAUAAGUUUAGAUAAUUGUU
Habropoda laboriosa is the source of this 576-nucleotide messenger RNA. Its product is annotated as succinate dehydrogenase cytochrome b560 subunit, mitochondrial-like. The record is from RefSeq and is a predicted model, not a curated record. The coding region runs from base 37 to 561 and encodes 174 amino acids. Gene Ontology annotation, cellular component: membrane. NCBI's taxonomy places the organism in Eukaryota, Metazoa, Arthropoda, Insecta, Hymenoptera, Apidae. Gene Ontology annotation, molecular function: succinate dehydrogenase activity; electron transfer activity. The transcript is spliced from 5 exons. Gene Ontology annotation, biological process: mitochondrial electron transport, succinate to ubiquinone; tricarboxylic acid cycle.